UAGGAGGACAGAGAAUCAGAGAAGCGGAGAAGAGGAAGAAGAGUGAGAAAGAGAAGGAGAGAAUGUCUGCUGAGAGGGUGGCUCUUCCUUGUUCACAAACCGGCCCUCAUUGAGACAUCAUGGGCUGUAUCGGCUCCCGGACCAUCACGGCGGAUGCAGUUCCCGUUCGAAAAGAUGGGGAGCAGCAUGGACGUGCUGAGUUUUCCUGGGAAGGAAUCAAUCUGUCCAUGGAGGACACCACCUCCAUCUUGCCAGGUCUGAAGCGGAACUCCAACGCCUAUGGGAUUGGAGCUCUGGCUAAGUCCUCUCUGACAGGUGUGUCAGGGGUUACAAGAUCGAUGAAGGACAAAGUGACCAAGCCCACUGCCAUGGCUCAGGGCCGUGUGGCCCAUAUGAUUGAGUGGCAGAGCUGGGGCAAACCAUCAGCAGGGCCAGAGGGGGGAGCGGGUCGCUCCAAUCUUAAGCGCGAGAGGGAGAGACGGCUUGAAAGCGAUGCCUAUAGUGACUUGAGUGAUGGGGAAAAAGAGGCACGAAUGGCUGCAGGAAUUAUGCAGCAGCUUGUCAUCUCUGAGGCCGCACUUUUAGGCUGGAACUUUAUGGAUGGAGAGAGCCUCUGUGCUGACUCCAACCAAGGCAGUGUAGCUCACCUCAGUGAGGUCAACCAGGAGAGCAUCACCAGCAGAGACCAGCCACUGCAUCAUUCCUCUGCGGAUGUGUGGCCUCACACCUAUGUCUCCCAAGGCCUUUACUGCCUCUCCUCCUCUGAUGCAUGGGAGCCAGUCAGCAACGAGCCCUCCGGCAUGGCCUCUCCUGCUGCUAGCUCGUAUAUCAUGGCAGGCGGGGCAACGGGAGAGGGUUAUGAUGACUCCACCCACUAUUUGACACAGCAGCCGCUAACGUUGCAGCAGCAGAACCAAUUACAGCAGUUCCAGCAGUAUCAGCAGUACCAGCAGCAACAGCUCUUGCAGUACCAACAGUCUUUGGAACAUCGACUGCACAGCGCCUCCCAUUCCUUACAAGCCACACCCAAUAGCACUAUACAUAGUUUGGGCCCGCCCACUCACCCGAGAUUGGCUGACCUGUGGGCGGCGGCUCAGGUGGAGCCCCAUCAGGUGGAGAUGAUGGGACAAAUGGGCAUCACUAUGGCAGAAAUGGGAAUGGCAGAUGUGUAUGGGGAGGAGUUCGUCCCAGAGAAUGAAUGCAUUCCUGAACAGCAAGAGGAGGAGGAAAUCAAGGAGGAUGAUAUAACAUUAACUCUUGAACCUGAGCCAACAUCCGUAACUCUUGCCCUGACUCCUCCACCUCAGAUAGAAGACUCCACCCCAUCUGGGGGCAUAAGUCCAGCAGAGCCUAUGUCUGAUCAUAUGACCUAUGAGGUCACAUCGCGCAUCGUCAAAUUGCUGGAGAAGGAAGAGGAGGUGGAGGAUGGAGCCAUGGUUGUUGUGGCAACCAACUGACCGUAUAAAUCAAUGGACAAUACGGCAAACAAAACAAAACUGUCUGUGAAAUAAUCAACCAGUUAAGCUAUUGUAAACACCCUUUUACCCCCGCUGUGUACUCCUAUGGACUGUCUCACAUGGCGAAGGCCAUGACAACAGAUUUAUUCUUUAUUAACCAAUAGUGAAGGUGACAGAAUAGACACUCAGAGCGCCAAGGCACACAUAGAGACGAAAUAUGUGUCAAAGCCCGGAUGCAUUAUGUGCUGCUGUGGACGCUAGAGUUUUAUGGCGGAGGAGAGGUGGAGUCCAAGAACACUUGCAAAUGAAUUUGAAGAGUGCAAUACUGAGAAAUCAAUAAAACCAAAAGAAAGUGCAUGCUUUUUUUGAGUAUUUAAGUGACUCUGAACUAACGGUAUACGCAUAGUAAUAAUAUAUAUAUUGAUUUUUGUAAUAAAAUGAAAAGCGAAUGAAACAGUAUGUAUUUGUAUGUAUAUAAUAUGUAUGUACUGUAUGUAUGGUAGUACGAAUGUAUGAAUGUAUGUGUCUUUAAAGGUAUAUUCUGAAAAACUAAUUUGCCGUUUGGCAAAACUGUUGUGUGAAGUGUCCCCUAUGUACUUUACCUCCAACACACACACAAACACACAUACUUACACAUACUGAUGCACACAUAAACACCCUUGAAAACACAUUUUUGCUCUUUAUAUAAUCAAGCACAAUACUGCCUGACUGGAAACAGUGCUGCCCUUUUCAUCAUCCUAACUGUAUUGUUACUAAGACUUAUGCACUACUAUGGACAUAAAUGAAUGUAUUGCCCAUCUUCUUCGGCGACACAAUAGUUCUGUCCUAAAAAGGGAUAGUUCACCCAAAAAUGAAAAUUCUGUCAUCAUUUACUCACUCACAUGCAGUUCCAAACUGUUCAUUGGAACACAAAAGGAGAUGUUAGGCAGAAUUUUAGCUUCAGUCACCUUUCACGUUCAUUGUAUGGAAAAUGGAUGCAUACAAAAUGAAAAUGAAUUGUGUACAAAUUUUAAACUGUGACUAUCUUCACACUGCCUACUUUUUGUGUUCUACAGAAGAAAGAAAAUCAUGCAGGUUUAGAACAACAUGAGGGUGAGAAUUGAGAAGUGUGAACGAUCCCUUAAAAUGUUUUGUUCUAUUUUUUUUUUUUUUUCCAUUAAUGUCUGUGUUUAUCUGUUUGUGUUCUGUCUGGCUGAGCUGCUCAAUGUUGAUUUGCACUGAACAACAUAAAACAACAAAGGCAAACUGAAGAGUCAUCAUCAUUCCAGGAAGUUCCAUCAGUCUUCACAUGCAACAGCAGCAUCAGUGGAGUGAUAUUUUUAAUGUUAUAAGUUUAAUUAGAAAUGUGGAUAUUUUUAAUAUGUUGAGUCUGAAACUAAAAGAAAUUAAAGGGAAAUCAACGACUCAAAUGGAGAGAUAUUGUGGAUAUUAUCCAUUCAUUAUCAAGUACUUUUAUUUCUUCAGUCAAGUGGAAAAUAAGGCUGAUGAACUAAUGAUAAACUAAUCUGUAUGUCGGAGCCAUAUCAAACCGUUUGCUUCAGAAAUACAUUAGAAAUAUAAUUCAUAACAUCCAUAAUCUUAAAGGGACAGUUUAGCCAAAAAAGGACAUUCUUUAAAUAAUAAUCACCCUGAUGUUUUUCCAAUCCCAUUUGACUUCCUCUCUUUCGUUGAAUACAAAAGAUGUUAGGCACUGACAGUCUCAGUCACCAUUCACUUUCAUUGCAGCUGUGUGGUAUAUGUAACCUCACUCCCCUGGCCUCAAGAUGUGCACUAGCGGCUGACGCUAGGGGCUGCUGCCUUUAGCCUCCUUGUUAGUGCACACCUCCCACUUCGGCUAACGCCGAUUCGAAUCCCGCUCGGAGCAAGACCGUUUACACAUACAAUGAAAGUGAAUGGUGACUGAGGAUGUUAUUCUGUCAAACAUAUUUUGUGUUUCUCAUAAGAAGGUAAGUCAUAUGGGUUUGAAACAACAUGAGGAUUACAAUUUUUGGGUGAUCUAUCCCUUCAAACUGGCAUAAAUACAAAGCGAUAAACUCAUGUGGUAAUGGGGUAUACAUGACAUGUACAGCAUUAAGCAUUAGUCACUGUAUGUAUUUGUCAUGACAGACCGUAUGACUGUGGACACAUAGACAGUUAAUGAAUAGAAAAGAAGGUGCUUUUCUGGUUAAUGCUUGCAGGCUUUCCACUAAUUAUGUCACAUUUAAUACGCUGUCAUUUAAAUACCCGCUGCAGAAAGAAGUGCCCUCAACUACUAGCGUGGACAUCUCAAAUCUUUGUUAAUAUACUGUAUGUACGUUCUAAAAAAAAAAAAAAAGCAGCAACAGACUGGACAGUUUUGUUAUAGAUGUGGGAUGUAGACGGCAUUUGGUUUAGCAAAUAAUAUCUUCGUAUUCUUUGAUGAUUUUGAGAGUUUUGCUUUUGGUAAUAAUGCCAUUAUGCAAUGCUGAGGCAACAUUUAUUUUUCUAUACUAACAUGGCCUGUGAGUUGUCAUUCUAUGUGAUAUUUCUAACAUUAUAUGUAUACAGCAGUAUCGUCAGAAGGAGAGAAUCACAGGUCUGUUGGGUUGUAUUUGGGAAUAUUUGGUCAGAAAGGCAAAUUAGCAUCCAUUUUAUAUAAGGAAAAUAUGCUGUUAUCAGUUCUCAGAUUUAAAUGUCUAAAAGUGGAAGAUCUGUCAUGUUUAUCAAACCACAGUCGAGAGGAAAUCAUUUUCAAUCGUUUGAAAAUAUUCUCUCAACAUCUUCAAUUACAGAGCCUUUUUGUAAAUGUCCAAAUGAUGGCAAUGUAAACAGCCGAGAGAAAUGAUUGCAUGGGGCUAUAACUACUCUGUGAAAUAUGAUACAUUAGGAACACACUCAGAAUGGGGAAGUUAUACAUUGAAAUAUGAUAGGAUUCCUGAUCAUGGAAAAAUAAAUAGGUAGGUAGGUAGCAAUUUAGCAUUUUCCUUCAACUUCAUUCAAUGUGUCAUCCUGUAUCAUCAUAUUCAAAUCAUGUGCAUUUUAAUGUGCUGUAAAUAAAAUCCUUAUUGUGAAUGACUCGUUUGUGAAAGGGACACACAACACAUGCUCAUACAUUCACUGGAUAUACACUCACUUAUACAAUGACAAAACAAGCAUGUUCACAAAACAGACAAAAGAAAUGAACAAAUGGCCAAUGACAACAAUUGAAUAAAUGACAAAUUCAAAUUUGUAUUCAAUUAUGGGAGUUAAAAUACCUUAAACCUUUAGAAACUACUUCAGGACUCAUUUUCUACAGUUUCCAUCUAUAUGUCAUCAAACUGAGAGAGAUGAAUGAAUGAAUGAAUUUAAAUAUAAGGGUGACAAAACAAACAUAAAUGGAGGCAAUCAAUGUAUCUGGUCAUGCUUCAAUGAUCAGGCACAAAAUCACAUGAAAUUAACACAAACAUUCAAAAGGCGACAGCUGAUCACAUAACCCCACAUAGAUCAUGUUUAUAAACAACAGAGUCCUUGGUUUAAAGACAGAGAGACCUGAGUGAGACAUUUUAAAGAAAAAGGAGAAAUUAAGAGAGAACAGUGCUCACACCCUGAAUAUUACAAUCACAUGAAAUGAUAACUGAAAAAGGACACAAAGGCGAAACAGCUAAGGGAAUAUGUUCCAGGUGAUAAUGAGGUUAUGCUGAAAUUCUGAAAAUGUCAAGUUCACCAUGUGCCACCUGCUGGCCAAUCAUUUGUUCAACAAUUUUGAGAUUUUGUAUUUUUUUUUUUUUGACAGAGGUUUAGCUGUCUCUAGAAUGACUCUUGGAUGAAAUAGCAAUUUCAGAACAUGGCAUAAUAAAGUAUUUAUGUCAUAUAAAACUAAUGUCCAGUUGUAUGAAUUGGUGAGGUGAGGUGUGGCAUAUUGUGACAGACUACAGCAGGUAAACUUGAUUGAACAUUCUCAGCAAUCUACAUAACACAUUUAUAUGCCAGUUAUAUAGUGUUCU
Xyrauchen texanus (razorback sucker) is the source of this 5398-nucleotide messenger RNA. RefSeq lists its product as uncharacterized. Bases 120 to 1457 code for a protein of 445 amino acids. The record is from RefSeq and is a predicted model, not a curated record. The transcript has 9 exons. NCBI's taxonomy places the organism in Eukaryota, Metazoa, Chordata, Actinopteri, Cypriniformes, Catostomidae.